This is a messenger RNA of Nematostella vectensis (starlet sea anemone), 5341 nucleotides long. Its product is annotated as probable ribonuclease ZC3H12B. The record is from RefSeq and is a predicted model, not a curated record. The coding region runs from base 111 to 2738 and encodes 875 amino acids. Gene Ontology annotation, molecular function: RNA endonuclease activity; metal ion binding; mRNA binding. NCBI's taxonomy places the organism in Eukaryota, Metazoa, Cnidaria, Anthozoa, Actiniaria, Edwardsiidae. Gene Ontology annotation, cellular component: nucleus; cytoplasmic ribonucleoprotein granule. The transcript has 3 exons.
CGAGUAUGUCACCGCACCCAAACAAUCACAUCUCGGAGAUUUGAUCUCACUCCAUUCUCGGUAGCUCGGUGAGCUAGUAUGUAGAUCACAAAAUCGUAAACUAGUGCAAGAUGGUUAAGCAGGAUUUGCUCGAAGUAGGGGCUUAUGCAGAGUUUGUGCUCAAUUCUGACUGCGAUGUCCCAGAUUUGAAAGCCUUGUUAGAGCAACGACUGAAGCAGUUAUUUGAUAUUGACGUAAUUUAUGUGCGAGAUUCGACUACGCCGAAUGACGGUUUUGGACUAGACCUUGGCUCAUCUGUUCGUUUUAGACUGGUUGGUGAGGAGGAAAAUGAAAAUAUAAAGCGAGCAAAGGAAUAUAUUACUGGCGUGUGCUGCUCUGAAAAAAAUCCAAAAACCAAUACGUUGGAUUCCAUCGAUUGUCAGGCUCCAAUUUACUUGACAGUAAACAGAGAGCGACUUCUGGAGUUAGGGAAAUCAAACAUGGCCGUUGCGGUUGCCACUUCCAACUUGGAACAGCUCAGUUCUCUGAAUAAUCAAAAUAACACGAACAACAGUGCUCUAAGCGAUCCCGUGCAAACAUCACUGGCUAUAGAAAAAGUCCCCGAGCAGGAAACAGCAGUCAAGGAGGCCGAAAACCCGGCAGAUUUCGAGGUAUGGAAGAAACGUGAGCUUCCUUCGAGAUCGAAGUCGAAGCCGGUUGACAAGACUCAGGCAGUUAAGGAAUGCAGCCAGCCUGCGGUGGACGAACGCAGUGCUGAAACCAUAACAGAAUCGGAUUCAGAAAUUGAACUCGAGUCACUGAAAAUGCAAGAGGGCGAUGUGAGGGAUAGGGCUGAUGUCAAAAGCGAUCAAAACGGUACAGAGGAUUGUCAGAGAGCCCAAUACGAUAACUCUGUCACCGAGGAAGGAAGCUGCGAUGAGAGCAAUCUUGGUGGAGAGAGUUUGAAAUAUUACGCACGUAAACUCGGGUAUUCCGAAGCUAAAGUUGCCUCAGCUAUGGCGAAACUCGGCCCAGAUGUAAGUCAAGACUCCCUUCUCCAUGAACUCGUGAAAUCACAGAAUUCCCAAAAAGAAUUAGAAGAGGGGAGCUCUGUGAUGGAUCGAGAAUUGAGAUUCGCAAGUCGUGAUUCAUGCGUGGACGAUCCGAGCUCGCUACGGCCGAUCGUUAUCGAUGGAAGCAAUGUGGCUAUGAGCCAUGGAAAGCAGCAAGUGUUCUCAUGCCGUGGAAUAGGCAUUGCUGUGGAUUGGUUUAUAAAACGAGGACAUAGAGAGAUCACCGUCUUUGUACCCAUGUGGAGAAAGGAGGCAUCCCGCCCGGAAACCCCCAUUAUUGACCAAGAAGUCUUAAUGCGACUGGAGAAAGAUGGAAUACUAACAUGGACACCAUCACGUCGCAUAGAUGGUCGACGGAUAACAUGCUAUGAUGACCGUUUCAUUGUUCGGCUUGCAGCAGAGAAUGAAGGGGUCAUAGUAUCAAACGAUAACUACAGGGACUUAUUGAAUGAGAGUUCAGACUGGAAAAAAGCAAUUGAGCAGAGGCUUCUGAUGUUUGCCUUUGUAAAUGAUCGCUUUAUGCCACCUGAAGAUCCUGGGGGACGUUACGGUCUUCCACUAAAAGACUUCUUGUGCAAAGGGUGUGGUAAGCCUUGUCCAUAUGGCCCUAGAUGUACCUAUGGCAACCGAUGUAAAUUUUUGCACCCAGAACGGAACUCUAAAUCAGAGGCAGAACUAAUGGCGAUGUCAGUUAAGGCAGACUGCAAACUCAUUAACGUCCCUGAUGUACCAUAUGGAGAGGUUACCAGAAAUGAUACAUGUGGGGCGUCCAGACCUGGCCGUCCCCUUCCACCACCCCCUGACAUGCCAGCGUAUCUCCUCACCAAACCUCUUCCUCCGACACCUGUGGACAACAGAAUGAAAACCAAACCUCUUCCGCUGCCGCCUCGCGACAACUAUAACCACAUGAGGCAAAUGUUUCCAGCAACACUACGAAACAACCAGUCAAUCAAUAGCCAAGUGGCCCGCCCUGCGUCAGACCCAACUCCUGUGCGGGAGCCCUGUUAUGACAUGAAUACAAUGCCAGAACACUUUCAGCAAACCUUGAGUAUGCCAAGUCUAGAGCGUGUGAAUGGGAUGGGGCUGCCGCGUCGUGGAAGUCUGCCUCAGGUAGGCUCCUAUCCAGAAGGCUCUUUCCCAUCGCUACCUCCUGUCAGCUCCCAUAGUAUGUUCCAGCAUCAACCACAUCCAUCCAUGGCUUGUCCCCCUACUAUGAUGGUCACACCUGAUGGCCGACCACUCAGCGGUGAGUGGCGUCAUUGCAUGCAGGCAGCAUACCAGCCGUGCUACACCCAGCAAGCACCCUACCAGCCACAGUGGCCCGUCGCCACAGCACCUUCCUACCCCCCAUACCCACCCCAAUACCACUACAGCCAGAAUUAUGUAUCAGGGUUCCAGCGGAUCCCUUAUAGAGGUCAAGGUAACGGGUACUACCAGACCAGAGGUGUCCCCAUCAAUAAUGAUGAUGAGGAUGUUGUUGAUGGUGCUACAGCUGAAGAAUCAUCAGAGAAAGCUAAAAAGGAUGCUGAGGAGCUGAGAAUCAAAGCAUUCGAGCAGCUCUGCGAGGUCUUUCCAGACAGCAUUGAGAAAAUCCUACAGCUUCUUGAAGAUAACCCUAAAGAUACAAGUGUAGAGAAGCUGACACAAUUAUUACUAGAUGAGGAGACCAAAGGGGAUGUCCAGUAGAGAAGUGGUGCUCUUUCUUUCAUUUUAACUGCUAGUCAACCUCUAAGAGUAAGUUUUCAGAUGUUCCAUCUUAACUGCUAGUCAACUUAUAAGAGUAAGUCAUCAGAUAUAUGACAAAAAAGGCAGGGCAGAGAAAGCCCUAGCUGGCAAAGUUUUUUAUUGCAAGCCCCUCUUUUUCUAUGAUUCCCUUUUAUUGUCAUCUGAUCCUAAUUUUUGCUUGGCAGCUGUGAUCUGUAUAAAAGGUAGUACAACUUUUUUAAAGGUGUGUGAAUGGUAACAGCACAACCAAAGGGUAAAAGUUAGUAGAGGAAUGUUGGCCAAAGUUUUAUAUGUUGUGUUUUCUUAUCUUUAAAAGAUGUUUGCUUAAAGAGUAUUGGAUUCAAUGUGUCCAUGAUAAAAUUUAUAAUGAUCAUUCCUUAAAUUAGGAAAAGUGUUGAGCUGUUAAAGUUCGCGAAAUUGAGGUUAGUGAUGUUAGAAUGGGACACAGUUUUGUUUAUGUAGCGAUGUUUUAUUGUGCUUUAUUGUUAGCUUAUAGUGUGAUAUGCAUAACUGUGGCCACCAUGACAAAGUUUUGAAAUGUUGGCCAAUUAGAACGCAAGAACUAGUUUUGAUUGACACAAACUUUAAAUAACAAAGAGGAUUCAUGUCUGUACUGAAGAAUUUCAUUUUCCAUGCUUGCCUUGCAUUCUUAUUGGCUAAAUUUCCAAAACUGUCAAGAUGACCACAUUAACAGGCAUUGCAAAAGGUUUUGCUGGAUCUACUCAUCAUAGUAUUAGUUGAAGAAAUUUGCAGAGGAAGAGCCUUCUAUCAUAUUAGUUUUAAGACAAGUAAAAAGUUUGAUUUCUGUGCUGCUUUAUGAGAAUUGCUUUCUACUUGUCUCAUUAUUAUGGGUUUCUCCAUGUGUUCCUGUAUGUUGUCAGCUGACAGCGGCGUAGCCUGGAUUUUUAACAGGAGGGGCCCAAAAGGCCCGGUGAAGGCAUUUUCUCCUGUAUUUCAGAUAAUGACUCAUACAUUUACUGUAUUUUUGGCUGCUAUAAGGGGGGCCUGGGCCACCCCCCUGGCUGAUGGUCGCUGUGCUGUUAUAACAUCAUGGCUAGGAUCAUUGCUUUGUUUCAUUUAUACACAAAUGAUGGUAUAUGUGAAAGAAAGAGGGUUGCAAUGUUUGGCUGUAAAAGUUUAUUCUCAUGGAUUGCAAUGUAAGAUAAAGUAAUCAAGGCUCUUGAUUGUCUAAAAAGAGCUUCAAAUUGACAUUAAAAUCAGGGCUAUAGCCAGAGAUAUGACCACAGCUUAAUUACUCCACUAUAAUCAUGAAUAAUGCAAAAUGAAAGUGGAAAGCAAUUCACAUGGGAGACUAGAUUAUUAUAACCAAAUUAUGAUUGUGCUUGGGUUGGCCUUAAACUUGGCUAUACUGUACCCCUGGACAUUUAUUUUGUCCAAAAGUAACCACUCUAAUAACCACUUUGGAUACACAACAGGAAAGGCCUAGGUUAUGCUUUAGGUCUCUCCAAAGUAAGCAGGCAGGAUGGGAUCAAGAAUGUUAGUCUAAGAGUUUUGUGAAAACUAAUGUUUAGAUCUAUUGAGGGUAUGCAGGCCUGUUGACUAGAAGUGUGGAGAAAUGUGGAUGAUUUUAGGCUGUUUCAACCAAGUGUGUUUGGGCGUGUCUCCCUUGCACCCCUAUGUCUUCAGGUCUGAAAUUUCUUUAGAAAACCACAUAUCUUGUAGCAAAGUUCUAGUGAACAAUUUUGUUCUAUAGGACUUUUUUAAACAGUGCACAUGUACAGAGUAUCUUUUCUACACCAAGUCUUCUGUUUCUACUUUAAUGAGCAGUUCUUUUAACAACUAGAAAUUUAUGUAUUGCCAAAAGAGCUGUGGAAACAGGAAAUUAUCAAAGGUAUUGUUACUGUAUUCUUGUUGCUGUUGCAUGCUUGUAUUUUUGCUAUGCAUUCAUGUUUUAUGGGGUAUCACUGUUGUCUGAACUAGAAGACCACUUAUAUUUUUAAGACAAAUGAAUUUGCCCAUGGGGGUUUCAGUUUUCUGCUAUUUUGUAAUAUAUUUGUAACACAAGCACAGACGAUGACAUGAACUGUCAAAAUUGAAAACUGAAUCAUUUGUUACAAAACUUAAAAGAUUGUAAAUAGUUUCUAAAGCACUUUGCAUUUUGCAAAAAUCAAUUGGUAUAAACCUAGUGAGGUUAGUUUUUAUAAGGCAAAUGCUGAUGCAAAAGAGAUGUUUUGGUUGACUCCAGUUUGUUGCAUGUAUAACUAAACAACCUGCUAAGUUGCAGGCAACUUUUCAAGGAUGUUUAGUACUGACAAUGCAAUAUCGGUCUGAACUGCUUUGCAACAAUUGGGAAGUCAGCUAGAAAUUGGUUCUAUUUUAGCCCUUUUUUUUACCAAAGGGGAAGUUCCUAACAUCUAGAAACAGUUUUAUUUAUUUUAUAUUUUGCAUACAGCUAUUGCCUUUGCUCUUUGUAAGAGCUCAACCACCAUAGAACUGUUAUCUGUGAUAAGAUGUUUACAAUGCAUGUUUGGGUUAAACAUAAUUUCUGGUAAUCAGUACACAUUGUUACAUUUAUAAGCUUUUUAAUAAAAGAGAGCAAUAAA